Eimeria acervulina is the source of this 2145-nucleotide messenger RNA. RefSeq lists its product as hypothetical. The record is from RefSeq and is a predicted model, not a curated record. The transcript is spliced from 3 exons. Bases 1 to 2145 code for a protein of 714 amino acids. NCBI's taxonomy places the organism in Eukaryota, Apicomplexa, Conoidasida, Eucoccidiorida, Eimeriidae.
AUGAGCACCUCUAAUACUUUGCUCGUGUUUAUUUGUUUAUUUUAUUUCUAUAAGCUCAUACGAUUGCUGUAUACGCGUCAGCAGCAGCAGCAGCAGCAGGAGGAGGAGUACUGGGCGGGAUCGUGUGGGAUCGUAUCGGGAUCGUGUGGGAUCGGGAUCGCCUCCGCAAAAGAGACGGGGGGAAACAACACCACCACCAACAACAGCAGCAGCAGCAGCAGCAGCAGCAGCAACGGCGCCGCUAACCCCCAGGACGUGGGGUCUUAUUCAAUUAGAGAUCUGUUCAACGGAGGCGUGCCGGAGGUUUCUUUAGACAAAGAGCGUACAACGAAGCAAGGAAAGAGCUGCAAGAGAAGUCAUAGAGGGCUGCAGCGAGGGCAGCAGCAGCAGCAGCAGCAGCAGCAGGACUCACAGAAGCUGCAGGAGGAGGAGAAGCAGGUGCAGCAACAGCUUUUGCUGCUGCAGCAGCUGCAACAGCAGCUGCAGCAAAAGCUGCAGCAGCAGCAGCAUCAACCGAGUACAGAGGCUUCAGUACAGCAGUUGCUGCAGCUGCAAGACGCUGACGCAGCAGAAGCUACAGCAAGUCAGUCAGGUGGUUCUGCUGGUGCUGCAGCAGCAGCAGAACCACCUGCAGCAGGAGCCUCAGGCGGGACAUCAAAAGCAGCAGCAGCAGCAGCAGCAGCAAAAGUUGCAGAGAGUGGGGGUCUGCGAGGAAAGGGAGAGACAGCGUCAGGGGAUGGAAAGGGUGCAACAGCAGAAUCGAAAGCAGCAGCAGCAGCAGCAGCAGGAGCAGCAGCAGCAGCAGCAGCAGCAGGAUUAGUACCCAAGCCGGGUUUGCUGCGACGUACAGCAUAUAGAAUAAAGAAUUCUCGCCUAUUUGAGGAGCUUAUAUCUUUGCUGCAUUACUUCGCGGGGCCGUUCUCAGGGCGUCCUACGAAGGUGCUGCUGCAGCAGAGCGAUGCAGUAGGUGUGGGGUUAGGUUUGCUGCUGCUGUCUAUGCGUGUGAAGACCCCUGCAGGACGGCUGCUGCUGUCAAAGCAUGUAUUAUCAAAUGCAGACGUCAAAGAGUUUAUAGGUAGAUUUGCGUAUCUGGCUGACCCGUGUCGCAGCACAGACGAUUUGCUGCAGCAGCUGCAGCAGCUGCGAAGUGCAGCAGCAAGAUUAGCAUUAGGAGGAUAUGGUGCACGACAGACAUCAGAGUUCCUUGAGUUGUUAAGUUUCUUCCGGAAAGAAUACUUCAGAGUACUAGGGUUUGCUGCUCUUUGUUUAAAGCAUCUGCCUAGCAGCCUACCUGCGCUUUCUCUGUUCGUUAGCAGGCUGCUUAUACCCUUACAAGAUGCAUUUAGAAGCAUUGCGUCUGUCUCUGCUCGUUUUAAGGGUUUCUCUGCUGCUUUAGCGCAGCAGCAGCUGCUCAGCUGGGUGCGCUACUUAGCAGGGCUUGAUGCUGCGCUGCUGCAGCUGCUGCCGGGGGGUAACCAGACGCUCUCUCGCAUGCAUGCAGCUUCAAGCUUUGAUGCUUCUUUUGAGGAGACAGACAGCAGCUAUGGCAGUCAGGAAGGAGAUUUCGUUAGGCCUGCUCUGAGCAGUCAUCUCAGCAGCUGUAGCAGCAGCAGCAGUAGCAGCAACAGGCAUCUCAGCAGCAGCAGCAGCAGCAUGAGAGCAGCAGCAGCAGGAAGAGGAGGAGCAGGAGCAGCAGCAACAGCAGCACCUGCAGCUGUAGCAGCAGCAGCGGCAGGAAACACCACCUCUACUGCAGCAGCAAACCCCAGCAGCAUCAGCUGGUGCAGCGCCGCCUGUAAAGUUAACGCAGACAAGGCCAGCAGCAGCAGCGGUGAUUCUGCUGCUGCUGCUUCAGCAGGUGUUCCUGGUGUUGCAGCAGGUGCUGUUGAUGUUGCUGCAGCAGGUGCUGUUGAUGCUGCGGCAGCAGAUCCCGUUGAUGCUACUGCAGCAGGUCUUGCUGAUGCUGCUGCAGCAGAUGGUGGUGCAGGUGCUGUUGAUGCUGCUGCAUCAGGUGCUGUUGAUGCUGCUGCAGCAGGUGCUGCCGGUGCAGGAGGUGCUGCUGCUGUUGCAGCAGCAGGUCCAGCAGCAGGAGCAGCCGCAGAGACAGCACAGCAGCAGGUGCAGCAGCAACUGCUUAUUACGUGA